UUUAUUUAUUAAAUUAAGUAAUAUUUCUAUAUUUUUUAUAUCAAAAGCUACACCUAACCAAUCAGUAUGUAGUAAUCAUUUUGAUCCAGAAUGCUAUAAUUUUAGUUAUAKUAGAAAAAUGCUCAAACCUUCUGCUGUACCAUCGCUUUCAUUUGAAAGUAUACCAGAUUGCCCAGAUCCAUCAAUAUCACCAAUUCCAUCUACAUCUAUAACUAUGCAUAAACGCUGUGAGAGUCCUKUAGAUUAUUCUUGUUCGACCCCCAAGAAAACAAAGACAAGUUUAUCYUAUGAGCAUUCUCCAAACAUGUGUCUUAAAAAAAACAGAGUCUACAACACAAGUCGAAUUGGUGAUUUUACAUCAUUUGAUUUUGKAACUCCUAAACGKWCAUCAAGGAAUCUGAAAGUUGUAAAAAAAAUAGUUCAAAACUUGAGACAAAAAAACAAAAAUUUAAAACAAAAAAACAGACGUUUAGAAAAAAAAAUUGCAUCAUUGAAUGAUAUGUUUUCUGUUCUAAAACAAAAAUCUUUAAUAACUGAAUUUAUAGCUGAUAAUAUGAAGGUAUUAAUACUAAGAAAUAUCAUUAUAUAAUUGUUGGGCAGUAAAAUAAAUGUUAUAUGGUAGUAUAAAAUGUUGAU
Molecule: messenger RNA, 636 nt
Organism: Diuraphis noxia (Russian wheat aphid)
Lineage: Eukaryota; Metazoa; Arthropoda; Insecta; Hemiptera; Aphididae
Molecular function (GO): sequence-specific DNA binding
Source: RefSeq, a predicted model, not a curated record